AUGGUUGGUAGACAAGUAAAGAUCUCAUUAAGUAGUUGCAACCAUAAUGCAUUUGCUGAUGAUGUAUUAGUGGUUACAAGAAUAAACAUGAAGGAUAGUGGUAAACAAUCUCUUCUCUGUAAUGGUCAAAAACCUGAUGGCUCAACAUAUAUCAUAAUGUUCACAGAUAUCUAUGAUGUAGUAAAACCCAAAG
Cetraspora pellucida is the source of this 193-nucleotide messenger RNA. NCBI's taxonomy places the organism in Eukaryota, Fungi, Glomeromycota, Glomeromycetes, Diversisporales, Gigasporaceae. The record is from the annotation of a GenBank genome assembly.